AUGUCGCAGCCGAGCGGUUCCGCAGAUCACCAUCCUCCUCAGGAUUGCCCCGCUAACACUGUGCAGUUCCUGCGUGGAAUGCGUGAUCUGCAAGCAACGGGCACCUUCCGCGAUGUUGUCCUGAAAGGCAGUGACGCGUCUUCGCAGGGUAUUCCUUGUCAUCGCAGCGUGCUCACCGUGCAGAUCCCUACUUUCGGGCUGCCUUCACGCACAACUGGAAAGAAUCCUGAACCAGUUCUCCUGCUGGCCAACAUCGACAACCGCACGUUGAAGGAGUUGGUGACGUACGCGUACACGAUGGAUCUGCGCCUGAGCGACGACAACGUGGUUCCCAUCUUGAUUUGGGCGCAGUUCCUGCAGAUGAUUCCGGUGGCCCGAAUGUGCUGGAAGUACGUGAAGGAGCGCCUGUGCUUGUCCAACUGUCUGGUCGUACACGCUCUGGGUUUUCACCACCAUAAUCCGCGUCUGGCCAGUGCAGCUCUGCACUUCAUCAAUCCUCAAUUUCUCAGCUUGUCACACUGCCAGGAAUUCCUUCAGAUGGACGCGCAACAGCUGGCGGCGCUGAUCGCAUCCGAUAAAGUGGAGGUCUUCAAUGAGGAUCAAGUGUGGGAGGCGGUGCUGCGCUGGUUGAACUACGACCGUGCCGGACGAAUGGCGCACCUGGCCGCUAUCCUGCAGAAUGUCCGCGCUGCCUUUCUGAGCCGUCAACAUCAUAAGGACUGGCAGUCCGCCAUGACCGCCUGUGGACUGCCUCUCGGGCAAGGACAGAGGACUGCACCACGCCAUUCGUACGGGGCGCAGGACGUCAUCCUGUGUGUGGGCGGUUGCAAGAGCGAUUGCGACCACCACACAGCUGCCGUGUACGCCUUCGACCCAUCGAUCCCGGCCGUGUGGCGCUUGAAGGAUCUAGCCGCUGACGCCGAAGGCUGCCGCACGGUGCUGCAGGACGCGUCUUCGAUUCUGAUUAAGCACCUUGACGGCAUUCACACCGUGCGACGCAACAGGCACUACCUGGGUCUCCGUGAUGAGUGGCGCGAGGUGGCCCCUAACGGAGACGCCGCGCCGGGAGGCAGCGCUUGCCGUGCUGAAUGGUCGCGUUCACGUCUCCGGUACCGGCGAUAA
Molecule: messenger RNA, 1122 nt
Organism: Paramacrobiotus metropolitanus
Lineage: Eukaryota; Metazoa; Tardigrada; Eutardigrada; Parachela; Macrobiotidae
Product: kelch-like protein 41
Exons: 4
Coding region: 1-1122 (373 amino acids)
Molecular function (GO): protein binding
Source: RefSeq, a predicted model, not a curated record